AUGCUACAUAUUGCCACACAGAUUGCGUCAGGAAUGGUUUAUCUGGCAUCUCAACAUUUUGUACAUCGAGACCUGGCUACCAGGAACUGCUUAGUGGGAGCAAACCUGCUAGUUAAAAUUGGAGACUUUGGCAUGUCCAGAGAUGUCUACAGUACAGACUACUACAGGGUAAGGACACUUCUGGCAUCUGUUGUUAGGAUUAUAUCUCAUGUUUACUCAACAAAGAAGUACAACUUAGUACAAACAUCGGAAAACAUGACAGACCGGGUUGAUUGA
Staurois parvus is the source of this 276-nucleotide messenger RNA. The record is from the annotation of a GenBank genome assembly. NCBI's taxonomy places the organism in Eukaryota, Metazoa, Chordata, Amphibia, Anura, Ranidae.